Molecule: messenger RNA, 753 nt
Organism: Necator americanus (New World hookworm)
Lineage: Eukaryota; Metazoa; Nematoda; Chromadorea; Rhabditida; Ancylostomatidae
Exons: 5
Coding region: 1-753 (250 amino acids)
Source: RefSeq, a predicted model, not a curated record
AUGGAGGUGGACGAUGUCGAGUUUGCUGAAGCUUUUCCCGGAUUAACUCGUGGAUAUAUACUUUUGAACUGUCGAGAAAUUCAUAGAGAAGAAAAGUUGCAAGAGCGGAAUUAUUGUCGGAAUAAGUUCGCUAGGGCCCUAGAGAAGGUGAUCUUCGGAGAACACGAAUUUCAGCGAUUGAGGAGAGUUGCACUCAGGGACCCACAUCUAGUAGACUUAUUAAAAGAGAUCUUUUUUCGCUUUGAAGUACCUCUUGCGGAUGAGACUAAUGGAGUUUAUAACUUUGAAAAAGAGCUAUGGAAAUCAGUGGUGAGAGCAUUGGAUGAGGAUGUGUGGAGAAGAAUAAAUCGUCCAGCAACAGAUGAUGAGAAUGAGGAAGCACAAGAGCUGAACGAGGACCUUUUUGAUCGUCUGCACAGGGAAUCAAAAGACAAGGCCCUAUUUCAUCGUCGCAACCAAUUCGCUAAAGCCCUGGAAAAGUUCAUCUACGAAUCCGCUUUGGGUAACCGAGAAACAGAACUACGAAGAGAGUUAUUAUUAACAACGUCAAAGCGAGAAAACACAUUCGUUAUGGAUAAAUUUAAAGAGUUCUUCUUCGAAUGUGAACAAAUGGAAGAAGAUGAAAUGAGAGUCUAUGGAGAAGCUAAAAGAAACGAAUGGGAGGAAAAAGUAUGGAGAGAAGUAAGGAAAGCUAUUGACGCAGACGUAGGAAUAAGAAGAAGAGAAGCAGCGAGAAGGAGCGGACCGAACUAA